AUGCCCAAAGGCCCCUACAUUGGAAACAGAUAUCAACGACUACCCCAGCACCAAGUCCUCCCACCGCCGAAACAUGGGGGCAAGGUAGGUCUUUCCUGUCCCGACUGUUCGAACAACACAUCGCUGGUGUAUGUCCCCGGUGGCGAAGAGACUGUCAAGGUCAAGUGUGCGUCCAUACGCAAUCAUUACUACCGGACAUUCAAACUCAACCAGCUAAACCACGAGAUCGCCUGCAUCAAUGCCGGAGCAAAAUAUCCGAUCCCGUUUGACCCUUCAGCCCAUGGACCUCGUGUCAACAUUGCUGGAGUAGUGUUGCCGCCUCCCCCUCCCAAGCCAUCAAAAACCGCCAAAACGCCACGCGCACCUCCUGCUAUCAUGUGUGCUCGCCCGCAAGAAGGCGCGACAGCCGCCAAACAUAAGCCUGCAGGGCAUGCGGCCUGCAGUUCAAGAUAUUGCAAAUCGUGUUGCAUUGCCUACGGCCCACCUGGGGCAUGCCAUGCACAUCGGCAGAAGGAACCCAUCAUGCCACCGGCUCAACUUCGAAGUAACCCUGCACCACGAGUUCCGCAUCAACCACCAACUGCGCCCCCUAACCCCAAGCGACUGCGAUUGAUCCCAGCUCAGUGCGCUCAAAGUGUCCGCCGCUCUGGACGUACUAUCCCUGAUGAAAGCGACAAAAUCAUUGAACGAGCCACUCAGGCCCAGGCUGAGAGAAAACAACUCUCUCCACAUGUGGUUGUGCAGGAUGACGCUCGAGCCUCAUCAAACGCACCCUUUGACGAAGGGAAGGUCGUCAGCCUGCACCUUGUGACACUUGAACAACGCCAUCCUGUACUAUCACACAUGUUUCCUCAAUGGCCGCUCGCAACUUUGCAGGAUUGCACCUCACUGCUACGAAAGGCUAAAGAAGCGGCGGGCCCCAAAUGGGAUGACACUGUUCUUUUCUGGGAUGAAGAAAUCAGGAAUUGGCAUGAAAUACCAGUCACCCUCCCCCACCGUUACACGCAUCGACACUUGGUCAUCUGCAUUCCAAGCCAACGUGUCGCUCUCUGUACACAACUGCAAGAGGUUUUAGAAGAUCUGCACAUGGGAAACCAAAGGUCCCUCAAAGUUCACCCGACUUGA
Melampsora larici-populina 98AG31 is the source of this 1125-nucleotide messenger RNA. RefSeq lists its product as uncharacterized. The coding region runs from base 1 to 1125 and encodes 374 amino acids. The transcript has 5 exons. The record is from RefSeq and is a predicted model, not a curated record. Lineage: Eukaryota; Fungi; Basidiomycota; Pucciniomycetes; Pucciniales; Melampsoraceae.